AUGGAUGGAUUUGCACGUUGCAAAUGGUUGAGGGGUCAAAACUCAGCGGUCACACACACACACACACACACACAAACACACACACGACCAACCAAAUGGCCACACCACACACACUGCACGAAACCGCAGUCAAGACAGACAGACAAGCACAGCCUGCCUACGAAGGACGUACGGCACGGCACUGCACACAAAGGCAAGGCAAUGCGUUUAUUCACUUUUCCGUCCCCCCGCCCACACAGCUCACAUAACACACACCACACACACACACACACACAGAAUGAGCACAAAAGACAUACACGACGACACUUUUUUUAUCUACCGGCGGACCGUUUCCCUCUCUGCAGCCCAGCCCACGCACAAUCAGUAGCUGCGUACAACGGACAGCAUCAGGGCUCGCUCGCUGCCAUGCCCUGGCUGGCCUGCCUGGUGGGGUGCGUCCAGCCCAGCCGAACAAAAAAAGCUGUAGGGGAAUACUACCUACCUGUCAGGCUCUGUGACAGAGCUACACUGAUGAAACACUUGUCUAGAAGGGCACCGACACACACGGACACUGAGACACGCAGCGACAGGUCGCCCGACAACCCGCUUGAAGGAAGGCACAAGUUUCCUCUUCUCACAUCUCAUCUCCCCCCCCACACAUCACACACACAUCUGCCCUGGUGCUCCCUCCUCUACCCUUGUUCGGCCACACAGUCAGUGACAGAAACCACAUGUCGAAUUGUACACCAGACCAGACAAGACCUGCUCAGCUCAGCUCAACUCACCACCACUUGUGCCCUCUGUGCCUGCUGUGAUGCCCGUGGUGGCCGUGGUGGCCGUGGUGGCCAUGGUGGCCAUGGUGGUGCUUCGGCCACGGCCAGACUGGGUGGAUUGGGCCCGGGGGAGGGCGAGGGGGAGGCGUCCAUGUGAGCACCUUGAAGGCCGCGAGGGCGUCAACGAAUCCGUGGCCUGUCCGGUAGUCGAAGCCGACCUGAAACCCGGGGAGAAUGGGAUCUGCACACAGCCAACAAAUAUAAGAGUCGAUCCUACACAUCGUGUCAGUCACUGACGGACGCCACGCACCGUCCAUCUUUUCUGCCUGGAGGGAAGCAGCAACGGACACACAGACCCAAGAGACACAGAGGGACCAGGUGUUUCUGUGCGUGUGUGGAGGUCUGUGUGGGGGUGGGGGUGAGCAUACUGUGUAUGUCAGGAGGCGCCUGAGGCCGUAUGGCGACAAGAGCGGCUUGUUGUCCAUGAGCAGCUUGUCGAGGAUCAACGCUGCUAGCCCACACACGUGAGGCGCCGACGCACUUGUGCCGUAGAAAUCUGAGAGAGAACAGUCGUGUGGUCGCCAGCCAGCAUGGCAUGCAACUCUGCCCUCUCUCUCUCUCUCUUUUUGUCAUGUCAGGCAGGGGUCCACCUACUUGGAUAGGUAUCAUUCUCGACGUUGGCACGCUCAGACAUAGACCCAAAGAACAUCGUGUUGGCGCCAUCUUUGCAAGGGGACACACACACGCACGAAGAGAGGGAGCCCAAGAGCCAAUCAUUGUGUCAAUCGCACGUGGUGUGUCGGUGAGUCACCUGGUCCUGUCACGUCGGGUUUGUAGAGGUCAAGGGGGUGGUCGAGUCGGGUGCCAUUGUUGUCAAAGAGGAUCAAACACCCCCCUGCGCCAGCACAUACAUACAUACAGGCGUAUGCAUCAGUAGACCGAUCUACUGCCCGAUUGGAUUGCCGCCCCCCCCCCCCCAACACACAUGCACACACACAGAGCACGCCUGACCUCUGGAUGAGUAGAGAUUCACUUGUGUGUGGAGGGAGCAGACGGGAGCGACUCCACCCCAAUUGUUGUUCGUUGUCCGCGAGGUUGCGUCACUGGCGCACAGGAAGUUACUCGCGUUGUAGUAGGCUGCCGCCCCGACUGACGUGGCGCCAUGAGUGUUGGAAUGACUGACGACACACACAGAUACACUUCUCUCCCUCUCUCUUUGGUUGUUUCUGCUUCUCUCUCUCUCUCUCUCUCUCCGCCUUGGUCUCCGUGUGUGUGUGUGUGUCAUCGGCGUGUGUGCGUACCCCCAAGCAGUCGCUCCGAAGAAGUCCGGGUCUGUCGGGAGACGAAAGAAAGGCCGACAAGACAGAGAGACAGACAGACAGACAGACAAGAGAGAGGGGGCGGGAGGGCGUGUUGCAAAGAGACCACCGAGACCAUGCCAAGAGUACCCCUGUUGUGUUGAUUACCUGGGUACGGCCGUCUGAACCAUAUCAACGAAAUCCGGGUGGGAUUGGUUAUCGCCUCGUUGCUGCAGGCAUUAGAGCAGAGAGGACGGACGCCAAAGAACGAACACACAAGAGUCAAACCCACCCACAUGUUUGUCGGCAUGCGAAUCCGUCGCUCAGUCAUUCCCUCACCCCUCCUCGUCCUUGAUGAUGGCUUUGCCGAUGCGCAGAAUGAACUUCUCGCCAUAGCCGGGAAGGUUCUGUCCCACAACGAUACCAUACCAACCCAAUCAGCACAUGGAGACGUAACGCUGACGCUUCCCAAUCACUCACUCACCUGGAAGCCGAUAAAUUCUGUGGGGUCGCCGGGUAGCUUGAGGCUCUCCUCCGCACCUCCAAUGCCCUCGAAGCUGGCGGCAAAGGGCUCCCCGUCCCUGAUGCCAUUCAUAUGACAAGACCAGGCACACACCAGACAGGCAGACGAUGGACGGAUGGGCGGACGAGAGAGAAGGGGGCAGGCGGCUUACUUGGUGAAGAUGAAAAUGUCCAAGUCACACUGGCUCCCGAGGGGACCUGCACGCACCCGUGCCGUGCCGACAGUGAGGGCGACAGUGAGGGAGAGGGGCAAGGCAUUAAAAGCUCCCUGAUGCUGCUGGUGCUGCUGCUGCUGCUGCUGCUGCCACAGGCAGGCAUCUGACCGUGCACUGAGAAGUAUGGCUCGUCCCAGUUGAGGACUCCAAUCUGUGUAGCGUCCUCAGGCAUGGUGAAAUGGUAGUCGAUGGAGCCCGUCUUGCUGCAAGCAAGACACACAGACAGACGAACACGCGGAGGGAGGUACCUCCCCGUGUGUGUGCGUGUGUGUGUGUGUGUGUGUGAGAGAGAGAGAGAGAGAGAGAGAGAGGUCACCUGAACCAGUGCCACUCGUACUCGAUGGCAACCCCGAAGCCGAAAUUGAUAAUGUCCCUGACGCCCGACGCAUUGUAGUAGUCUUGAAGCGCUGAGUCGCCGUUGUUGCCAGCAGAGGAGAAGUAGUGCCUUCCCUUGGAGGUCACCUCGUCCACCGCCUGGGCUAUGAUCUGACGGGGAGAGUUGACACCGACACACCGACACACUUGCCAUCGUCAGUCGCCUCUCCUCUGCUGAGCUGCGAUCAGUGUCAGGGUUGGCGCCCUUACGCCAUGAGCAAACAUCGGCUCCGCAAAGUAGAUGAUGUCGUCGACGAUCACCUCGCAGCCGAGCUCGGCCAGGUCCAAAAUGCCUGGGACAUACACACACACACACACACACAGGCGCAUCUACAUGGAUGGAUCGAUGGAUGGAUGGACAGCUCGGCCUCUGCUACCGACCGUGGGCGAAACUAGCCUGCGAACGAGAGACAACAGAGUACGUGGUACGUCUCAGUGAAUCAGUGUCAGCAGCAUUACCAUGCCAUUGAAGGCCGAAUGAAAGGCGAAUUUCUUUGCGCCAGGACACACAUCAUAACUGGGGUGUGACAGCAACACAGGCAGAGUGAGAGAGAGAGAGAGAGAGAGAGAAAGGGAUGCCUCCACAAAUGUCACGUGGCCGCUCGUUGUGUCGUUCCUCACGCACUCACGUCAGCUCCAUCAUGCCUCUUCCCUCGUCCGUGUAGCCGUCCUCCGGGCCCAAUCCCUCGGACAGCACCUCCACAUCCUGCGGCAGGUCCCCUUGUGCGUACAGAAUCUUCGCCUUGUCCUGCCUGUCGAACGAGUCCGACAUGAAUCCGAUGCCUGAAACACAACACACAUACACACACACACACAUAGGGAAGCCUGCAGCAGUGGCUUGGCCGUUCUGUGUCCAUCUCAGGUCUUACACGAGAGCCUGGAGGCGUCGACCCCGUAGAGCUUCCGCACAGCGUCUGUGUUCAUCGCGUGAUCGCCUUGUGACCACACCUUGCCCGCCAGGGGACGCGCAAUGGUGCUGUUCUGCUGACGCUGAGGCAGGUCGUCCGGCAGGUCGCCCGGCCGUGUGGGGAUGACGCGCAUUUGUGAGGCCCGGAGCACCCGAAUCCCUUGUAUCCUCGUGAUGAAGGCGAUCUUGUCGACUGGCAGCCUCGCAGACACGAUUCGCUGAAAACGGCUGAUGCCCGUGAGACCCAAAGAAGUGAGCUUCAAGAUGAGGCCCUCGAUGCCGCCCGGUUCCAGCUGCGACUCGUCGAUGGCCAUGUCCACAAGAAUCCCCUCCGAGGACACCUGUGUGGCGGUGUCUUUGGCGAACUUCCGCAGCGUGGUCUCGUUGCGGAAGAGGCCCCGAUAGGUCUGGAAUGUCAAGCCGAGUGUCAGCCGCGUGUCGCUGUUGUCGGCGCUGAACGGGUCGUCCCUCGCGAGUGCCGCCGACACGCCCUGCCGUCGGAGGUCGAACAUCCGCUGCUCGACGUGGUGGAAGUGCAGCCGAUAGAGCACUGUGUCGAGCUGAAUGUUGGCGGGCUUGAAGAGCCGGCGAGCUGUGGCGGUGAUGGACUUGACCAGCUGCGCGUACUUGACGUCCACAGCACCUGCAGGCAACACCCACCACACGAGCAGCCAGAAAGCGCUACCAGUCUGCCUGUCUGCCCUCUUUCUCCUUACUCGGCUGAUCCCGUUGUUCUUCGUCGUCCAGGUCAGUGUCGUUGCCUCCGCGGGUGUUGGGCUGCUCCACCCACAGCUCUGCCUGGGCGUCUUCAAGCUGCCCCUCACAUUGCCAGAUCAGAAGGGCGAAGGUGAGAAGCAGCGAAGCCGGCACGCCCCACAUCGUUCACUCAAGCUCUCACGCCCCCACCCAACGGCUAGAGUGCCAAGACGACGCGAAAGAUUGACGUGCUUGGCCAGCAGCCUAAACACGCACGUGUCGUC
Molecule: messenger RNA, 5049 nt
Organism: Vitrella brassicaformis
Lineage: Eukaryota; Vitrellaceae
Source: the annotation of a GenBank genome assembly